This is a messenger RNA of Corythoichthys intestinalis (scribbled pipefish), 6237 nucleotides long. RefSeq names its product interferon-induced very large GTPase 1-like. NCBI's taxonomy places the organism in Eukaryota, Metazoa, Chordata, Actinopteri, Syngnathiformes, Syngnathidae. Bases 74 to 5761 code for a protein of 1895 amino acids. The transcript has 12 exons. The record is from RefSeq and is a predicted model, not a curated record. Gene Ontology annotation, molecular function: GTP binding.
CAGUGUUCUCAGGUCUGUUUUGCUUGAUGUAAAUCUGUUAGGCUUUUCAACAAAAGUUCCAUCCGGGGACGACAUGGAUGCCUCCGAGCAGGAUGAUGACCCAGAAACAAAGAAAGAAGAUGACUCCUCUAUUGCUUCUGUGUCCAGCGCUCCUGGAGCAAGUAUUUUUCUGAUAAACGGAUCAGACCCAGAGCAGAUUGGCAGCCCUCAUCCUGGGACUGGUCAGGAAAGUCAUGCACAAUCUUGCCCGCCAUCACCACCAGCAGGGUCAUCGAGAGACAACACAGAAGAUGUUGGUUGCAGGUCCCAACCUGGAACUCGUACUGAGGACAGUCUGGCACAAUCCAGCUCACCAUCACCAGGUCCAUCUGAGGAAGACAUGGAUGCUUCUGAGCAGGAUGAUGACCCAGAAACAAAGAAGGAAGAUGACUCCUCACUGGCUGCUGUGUCCAGCGCUGCUGGAGCAAGUAUUUUUCAGUUGGGAAUGAAAAGACUGGGUGAGAUGGUUUCCAACUAUUUCAUGAGAAACACAUCAGACCCAGAGCACAUUGGCAGCCCUAAUCCUGGGACUGGUCAGGAAUGUCAGGGACAAUCCUGCCCCCCAUCACCAACACCACCAGCAGGUUCAUUGAGAGACAACAUAGAAGAUGUAGGUUGCGGGUCCCGACCUGGAACUCGUACUGUGGACAGUCUGGCAAAACACAGCUCACCAUCACCAGUUCCAUCUGGGGACGACAUGGAUGCCUCUGAGCAGGAUGAUGACCCAGAAACAAAGAAAGAAGAUGACUCCUCUAUUGCUUCUGUGUCCAGCGCUGCUGGGGCAAGUAUUUUCCAGAUAAAAAGAUCAGACUCAGAGCAGAUUGGCAGCCCUCAUCCUGGGACUGGUCAGGAAAGUCAUGCACAAUCUUGCCCGCCAUCACCAACACCACCAGCAAGUUCAUCGAGAGACAGCAGAGAAGAUUUAGGUUGCGGGUCCCAACCUGGAACUCGUACUGAGGACAGUCUGGCACAACACAGCUCACCAUCACCAGUUCCAUCUGAGGAAGACAUGGAUGCUUCUGAGCAGGAUGAUGACCCAGAAACAAAGAAGGAAGAUGACUCCUCACUUGCUGCUGUGUCCAGCACCUCUUUAGCACCUCCAACAGGGCCCAGUGUCCUGUUUGACUUCCUCUCCAACCUUGGACUACAGAAUUAUGAUACAAACAAAUUGACCCUUGAGCCUCUGUUGGAAGUCAACAUAAGAAGCCUAUCCGAAAAGGCCGUUUUAUCAGAGGAUGAAAUACCAUUUGAUUUCCUAAGCAAACUGUUCAAACUCAAUCCUGAGUGCAGAAAAUGUACAAAGGGGCGAAGUAAUCAUGGAACGACCGAAGCCACUCUUGACCAACUGGACAUUUACACUGCACCUGACUCAGUUCAUCCUCUUGACCUUAUAGUAGGUCUAUUUCUUUGCGCUGACACCUUCUUGCGACAGGAAAUGGCUCUUAAGAUGUCAUCAUGUCAGUUUUCUGUCCCACUGUUGUUGCCCCACUGCAACAACAAUCAAUCUACUCUGAUGUUAUGGACACUAAGAGAAAUUGUAAAAGAGUGGUGUCCACAUGAGUUGUCUCAGACAAGAGGAUUUGCGGAAAACAACAUUGUCCAAGAAGCGAUGCCAUUUUUUUCCUUUGUGAGGCUGAAAAACUGCAGUUUAUCCAAAUCUCAGUUCUUAAAUCACAUUCUCGGCAGUGGCCAACAGAAUCACAACAUGUUCAUACACAGAGACAUGGAAGGAGGGGCACAGAGAAGAAAAAUUGCAAAUACAUUGGUGGAGGUUGGCUGGUUCCUUCCUUGUGGGAGAGAAAAUAUUGACAUAUUCCCAGAGCCGAUUGCAUUCGCAAAUUUGAGAGGUGAUAUUUGUGAGUCGCUCACACAGUUUAGCUUCCUUUAUGAAGUGUCCAAUGCAAUCUUUGUUUUCUUGGACAAAGUUGAAGAAAAGGAGCAUCAAAUUCUGACAGCUCUUAAAGAUGCAAAAUCAAAACUCCAUUUUGUUGUUAAUCUCAAAGACAGAGCCUCUGCGGACAUAACGUCUGUCAAAAACACAGUGCAAGAACUGGCUUUACCAAACAGCAGCAUUAAAAUCAAAGACUCCAGGGAAAAUAUAGCUGAGUUUUCUCAGAAACUUUGUGCAACCAUCAAGAACUCACUGCACGAUGUGAAAAAAAAAUUGAGUAUUGAAAAUAUGUGCACAAAAGCAAUCGAACUAGGGCUGUCAGUGGAUGAAAACAUAACUCUUAACCAGAAAAGACCUGCUGAACAUAUCAUGAAGAGUAUUCGCGCACAACCUAUACAAGUUUGCAAAAAACAACAACUUCCUUUGCAGGGAGAAACUUGGAAGAAGUUAUCACAACUGGAGAAGAAGGAAUGUAGAAUGAAAGAUGUUGGCACAGGUGGCGGCGAGCAUUACAAAUCUCAGCUACAGAUAGAGAGAAAAAAGCUUUGGGAAGAGCAAAACAAGAAAAAACGGUCAAAAGGAAUGCAAGAUUUUAUUGACACCUUAGCAAAAAGCGACAAAGAAGGAAGACACUACUUCUUAAAAUGGAUGAAAUUUAUGUUAAAUACUCACUCUCGUGACACACUUACUGCGCUGCAAAACCAGUUCAAAGAGCAAUGCAAAAAUAAGGCUGUCCAACUAGAUUUGUUGGAAAGCUCUUUAGGAGUUGAGCAUUACAUGAGAGAAAUGGGACUUAACUAUGAGGUUUCCAAGCAGUUAGAUGAAGGUGACGAUACAUUGUCCUAUUUGCCUUCUGUAGCUGCUGAAAUGCUGCUUGAUGGAUAUCCAUUGGAGCUUUUGGAUGGAGAUGCUUCAAACAUCCCAGAGAAGUGGGUGACAGCCGUUUUAAUGGAGCUUCACAAGAAGGUCGGUGGCAAAAGCAGGCUGCUUGCGAUAUCUGUGUUGGGUGUUCAAAGUUCUGGAAAAUCAACACUUCUCAACACCAUGUUUGGUGUUCAGUUUCCAGUCAGCAGUGGCAGAUGCACAAGAGGCGCCUACAUGUUAUUCCUCAAAGUUGGAGAUGAUACCAAAGAGAAAUUGGGUUGCGACUUCAUUCUCCUCAUUGAUACUGAAGGUCUGAAAUCCCCUAAACUUGCACAACUAGAAGAUAGUUACGAGCAUGACAACCAGCUGGCGACCUUCGUCAUCGGAUUAAGUGAUGUCACCAUUGUAAACAUUGCAAUGGAGAAUGCAACGGAAAUGAAAGAUGUCCUGCAGAUUGCUGUCCAUGCUUUCUUGCGAAUGAAACAAAUUGGGAAAAAAACAGUUUGUCAUUUUGUCCACCAAAAUGUUGCUGGAGUGUCUGCUCAUGACAAGACCUUGACAGAGAGACGCCAUCUAUUGGAUCAGCUCAAUGAAAUGACAAAAAUUGCAGCUGAAAUGGAGAAACAGUCUACAAUUCAAGCAUUUACGGAUGUGCUCGACUAUGACUUAGAAAACAACAACUGGAACAUUCCAGGACUUUGGCAUGGAACGCCUCCAAUGGCACCAGUCAACACCGGUUACAGUGAGGCUGUAGCAGACUUCAAGAAAAAUCUUCUGGAGACCUUGGGAAAAGAAAAGCGAAAUGGCGUCGGAAAUAUCCCAGAUUUUCUUGAAUGGAUGCGUAGUGUGUGGAAAUCAGUCAAAUAUGAGAAUUUCAUCUUUAGUUUCAGAAACACACUAGUGGCCCAUGCUUAUGACAACUUGUGUAAAGAGUUUAGCCAGUGGAGAUGGGAGAUGCGCAAAGAAAUCCUCAACUAUCAGAGAGGAGCAGAGUCAGAAAUCUUAAAUGCUAACAACGACGCUGAAUUGGACACAAUGAUCGAGAAGAAGAAAUCAGAACUAACUGAGGAAAUUAAAAAGCAGAAAAGCAAAUUGAAUGAGAAGCUGACAAACUAUUACAGAAGGACAGACAUACAUGUCAAUUUGAUUGAAAAAUACAGAGGCGACUUUUUCAGUACUAUCAGCAGUCUGUCAAAUGAGAUUCAAUCUUCAGUGAAAACUGAAUUGGACAGAACCCUUGAACGCAAAAUUGGCUUGCAAAAGGCGCAGGAUAUACAACAGAAUCACCGUGGUAUGAUUGAAGAAAGAGUCAUGAAACUUCUUCAUAACUUUAAAGACUUGAGCCUGUCUGAUGACCAACUGAGAAAGGAGUUUGAGAAAAUGUGGAAUGCAGCUACUGCCAAUAUACCCAGUCUGAAAGAACAAGAUAUACCUACAAAAAUUUUGAGCCAACUAAUGGAAAAUUUCUUGAAUCGCAGCGUGAAUGAAAACUUAGCCUAUAAUAAAAGCCUUACGGAUUUUGGAAUGGGACCAUUUGAGACCAGAAUGGAACAUCGAUCCAUACUUAAGAUAAUUAAGAAUUACUUCACAGGAAAAACAGACAUUUAUGCAAACGGUAUCAUCGAAUCAUCCACCCAAUAUGUUUUUGAUACAUGUAAGUCACAUGGUGACUACCAUGAUUCUUUCACAAGGGAUCUGCUACACAUGAUUGAUAAAAAGCUGAGUGAAGGUUCCAAGCGUCAUCAAACCACAAGUAAGUUCGAGAUCGACAUCAAACUUCAUAUUUGUGGCAUUGCUGCUAGAGAAUUCCUGAAGAUGCACCAAAGGUUCUUGUCAAAGAAUGACCCUCGAAAACAACUUGAAAUCUACAAGCAACAGUACUUGUCAGACUUUCUGGAUUUAUACAAGGAGACCGAUAAUUGCCAACGUAAAGCAAAGGCUUUUGUCCACCUUUGUAUCAAGCCAGCCAUUGUUAAAAACAUCAACGGAGCUUUGGGAAUUGACAUUGUGGACGACAUAUUGAAUAGCAGCCAUUCAAUAAACUACAGUUCACGCUCUUAUUUCCAAUACAACAUUCAGAAAGAGUUAUUGGAGAAAGAUGACUUCAAGACUUUUGUCAAGUACAUUUUGGACUAUGAAACAUAUGUUAAACAUCAGAUUUUUCUUCAAAUCUGUCAAAAAAUGGACAAGGACAACACAUUGUUCCAAUUAAAGAAGAAAAACUUGGAGGCUGUAAUUUCAAAAUUGAUCAAAGCAAUAAAUCAGGCCUCAAAUAUGGUACCAGAUGACGAUGUGAACAUUUCAAAUCUCGUCAAUGAGAUGCGCCAAUCUCUGGUUAAAGACAUUGUAAUAUCAGAGGAAGCACUAAAGAGCACUCUGUUUGAGAUCAAAAGCACAUGCCAUUCAUUUACACGAAGCUUUAUUGAGUCCUUGAAUGAAUUGAAAGAAACACUCCUUGAUAAAUUCUCCAAAACUCAAGAUGUAACUGAAACUCUAGAUCAACUCGCAAUAAAACCGCAGGAUGAGCUUUUCAAGCGAGUAGUCGGAUGUGGACACCAGUGCCCGUUUUGUCACGUUCCUUGUGAAGCGGGUAGCGACGUACACGAGAAACAUCACGCAGCUGUGCAUCGACCUCAGGCACUUGGAACAUACAGGAACACAGAAACUAAGAUACUUGUUGAAAUUCUGUGCACGACUAAUGUGCAGGGUAAUAGGUCAUUUAGAAGUAAAGAAACCAGUGAAAACUAUGUUCCUUACCGAGACUACCACCUCUACUAUCCUGACUGGCACAUUCCCCCAGACCCGACAAUGGAAGCGUCUGAUUACUGGAAAUACGUACUGGUGCGCUACAAUGACCAAUUUGCAAAAGAGUAUGAUGCCAAGCCAGCCAAUGUUCCAGGGCCCUGGAAGAAAAUCACAAAGGAUCAAGCGCUGAAGGGUUUGAAGGAUGCUUUUAAUGUAAAAUAAUGUAAAGUGGAGUGUGUCACCUUGUGAGGAAAAAGGAUAUGAAGAGAGCCCUGUUGAAGAAGAAAAUAAUUUUCUUCGCGACGUUCUUUUUUAAUGACCUUGCUUCAAAGAAGAAGCUGAUAGCUGCAUUACUUUAUCCAAAUAAAGUCUGACAUAUGAUAUAGAAAUGAAUGUAUCACUCAAAUGAACAAAUAUAUAGGAAUAAGUAUUUCUUCAAAUAUUACAAAAAAGAAAAAAAAAACAUUGAACAGAAGAGACUAUUUGCUAAUCAACUGUGAGGGAUGUAAUUGACAUUGAUCAUGAACUAUUUUACACAGUGUUAAUCACUUGAAGAUGUGUUAUUUGUUUGAUAUCACAAUGAAUGGAUCAAAUGAGAUACUGUAUACAUCAAUAAAAAUAAGGCACUGUAAAUAUAUUUGGUAUUUGAGUACCUUUACUUCACUUAGUACUUUUAGCAAUGUCAACUAUUUCCUGAA